AUGCUACGGCAUUCAUCUCUUCAUCCAAAACGAUUUGUCGAUUUUUUGGCUAUCUGGUAUUGUUCGGUCCAGCAGCCAUUAUCCUUGUUUUUAUCAUUGUUGCUUACUAUAUCAACAACCAGUCCAAGGCCGGCACCGAUCUCACAUCGUUUGUUCACCUCGUUUACGAAAAUUUCAUAUCGUCCUGUAUUAUUUGUAAUAUUUGUUACAGAAUUAUUUAUUGGAGUGAUUCUAUUGUUCCUUUUCGUCGGUAAUGCAUUGUACACUCGAUUCAUUGGCAGUAAUGAACAGGCAGCGGCUGGUAAUUUUCGUACCAUUUUAUUUGUUGGUUUAAUAACAUUUCACAUUCUGUCAUUGAACGUGUACAUAGCGGUAGCAACAAUGGAAAUGGCAUUACUGAACGGUUAUAUGUGGAUUGCAGCGGUCAGCCAUUCCUGGGGUCUGAACUAUCAGCCAUUUCUGGUGAUUUUCGUCAACACUGUUAUCCGUGGUACAAUGAUUGCUAUUGCUGUAGCAGCUCGUUGGAGUAUGGCAGAAAUGUCACAUCCAACCAGGACUCGAGAUGCAACCGAGAUUUACGAUGCAACCGCUGAUCUGGAUAAUGAUGUGGAUCACGAAGAUGAUGCACCGAUUAUCUAUGAGAUGCGACGCGAUGUAUUCACCUGA
Gongylonema pulchrum is the source of this 666-nucleotide messenger RNA. NCBI's taxonomy places the organism in Eukaryota, Metazoa, Nematoda, Chromadorea, Rhabditida, Gongylonematidae. The record is from the annotation of a GenBank genome assembly.